ACUAGAGAUGCAAGCUGAGAGCAGACAAGGGUCGGCUGUACUGAGUCGCUUUUGUAUCCCAUCCUCAGGCUGGAAUUUUAUGAGCCCGUUUUCACAGUACAUCUGAGCACGACCUCUGCCUCCUGUCAUCAUUCCCCAGCAUCCUGAUUUUAUUUACUUAUUAUUAUUAACAAAUACUGGAUUUCUUAUAAAGUGUAUUGAAAUACACAGCAAAUACACUUAUGUGGUGUUACUGUUGUAGAGGGGACUAAAACUGUAAGUCUUAGCUCUGGAGAAGCAACCUUCUGUCUUAAGGAAAAUUGGAUAAUUCUGGACUGGACUGGACUGGAAGUGUAAAGACUUGUGCCUUCAACAGCAGCAUCUUGCUUCUUCUGCCGGAUAUCAUGCUGUAAUUGCACGACUGGAUACAGCACUAUUUAAAUGUGGAUUUUUCACCAAGAUUUCAAUCGGAAAGCUCUCUGUUUUGUACCCGAACAGCAGCACAAUUGCAAAUCAUUUUACUCUGAAAAGAAAAGAUUAAAAAACUGAACCUUUUUCCAUUUUUUUUGUUUAACUGGUUAAAAAAAGAACCAGAACGGCCGAUUUCUUAAUAGAAAUACCUCUGGAUGCCAUUGUAUUUGCAGACAAAAUACCGUAAUGCAACAUAUUACACAGUAACAUAUUUUCUUUUUAAUGGAUUUUUCUGUGUGGAUUUAAGUAUUUUUUUUUUUUAAUUAAGGAUAUCAUCUUUUUUUUACUACAUAACGAAACUGAAACAGCAUUUGUAAUGGUGAAGCUUAUUUUCUGUUUUGCAGUUAUUACAAAAUACACCGUAUGUGAGUAAAUUGUCUUAAUAUAUAUUACUUGAAUAUAUCAGACUGCAUAACAUGACUCAACCGUUAAUACAAUGAAGUGAAUGAAAUGAAGAUCUGUUACACAGUAAGUAAAUCAGAUCAAGAAGCGUGUUGCUGAUAUCCUUAUCACCGGGAAUUUGUUUUUGAUGCCUACAAUUGUCAUGUUGGCAUUCAAUACCUUUAUUGAUAAUAACUUUUAAAUUAAGUGCAUUUUGAAUAUAUAUACACUUUGAUAAAGACGGGGCGCUCAGAUGAUCAGAAAUGAUUAAUUUAAGUUAUUAUUUAUUACAAUAGUAAUAACAGCAAGAUCACAAUCAACAAGUAUAGUCCCUGUCAAGGAGAUGGAUGUAUUACACAUUCUACCGAUUUUUCUACUGUGCUGGACUCAAGCAGGAGCUGUGAUCAAUCUGAAAUAUUCUGUGGACGAGGAGCAGAGAGCCGGCACUGUGAUUGCUAAUAUUGCAAAGGAUGCUAAAGAUGCUGGAUUUGUGGUCGAUCUCAGGCAGCCUGCCUUUCGGGUCAUCUCUAAUUCCGCACCGCAUUUGCUGGACAUCAAUCCCGCGGGUCUGCUGGUCACCAAGCAAAAAAUUGACCGGGAUAUAUUUUGCAGGCAGGCCCCCAAAUGCGUUGUCUCGUUGGAAGUGAUGUCUAACUCUAUGGAAAUAUGUGUGAUUAAAGUUGAGAUAAAGGACCUAAAUGACAAUGCACCAAGUUUCCCCACAGACCACAUAGACCUUGAGAUUUCAGAAACGGCAACCCCGGGCACUAGGAUCCCACUAGAAGGCGCUAACGACCCCGAUUCCGGGAGCUUUGGGGUGCAGACCUAUGAAAUCACCCCAAAUGAUCUGUUUGGACUGGAGAUCAAGACCAGGGGAGACGGGUCCAGGUUUGCAGAGCUAGUUGUAGAGAAAAGCUUAGACAGAGAAAUGCAGUCCCAUUACAGCUACAUGAUCACCGCAUUGGACGGGGGUGACCCCCCUAAUUUUGGCACAGUUGAGCUGAAUAUCAAAGUGAUAGACUCUAAUGACAAUAACCCCGUUUUCGACGAGCCUGUCUUCACUGUAGACGUGCUGGAAAACUCUCCCGUUAACACUAUAGUGAUCGACUUGAAUGCAACAGAUCCAGACGAAGGAACAAAUGGGGAGGUGGUGUACUCAUUUAACAGUUAUGUGUCUGAGAAAACCAGAGACGUUUUUAAGAUUGACCCCAGAACUGGAGUGAUCACGGUCAGUGGGAUGUUGGACUUCGAAGACACGCAAGUUUAUGAGAUUGAUGUUCAAGCCAAAGAUCUGGGUCCAAACUCCAUCCCUGCGCAUUGCAAAGUGACUGUCAAGGUUCAGGAUGCAAACGAUAAUGUUCCAGUAAUUAAUUUACUGUCUGUGAACAGUGAAAUGGUGGAAGUAAGUGAGAAUGCUCCUCUGGGGUAUGUUAUAGCCUUGGUUAGGGUCUCUGAUAGAGACUCAGGGUCCAAUGGACGAGUGCAAUGCAGGCUGCUGGGCAACGUUCCUUUCAGGCUGCAGGAAUAUGAAAGUUUUUCCACCAUUUUAGUGGAUGGGAGGCUAGACAGAGAGCAGAAGGAUACUUACAACUUGACCAUCUUAGCCAAAGACAAUGGCAUCCCUUCUCUACAAAACACCAAAUCAUUUAUUGUGAAAGUCACCGACGAGAACGAUAACCACCCCCACUUUUCCAAGCCAUAUUAUCAAGUGAUUGUCCAAGAAAACAACACGCCAGGCGCUUACCUGUUGUCGGUUUCAGCCAGGGACCCAGACCUGGGAUCGAACGGCAGUGUUUCUUACCAGAUCCUGCAAUCUCAAGUCAGAGACAUGGCAGUUUUCACCUAUGUGUCCAUAAACCCAACGGGUGAUAUCUAUGCUCUGAGAUCUUUCAACCAUGAACAGACCAGGUCCUUUGAAUUCAAGGUUUUGGCCAAAGAUGGGGGUAACCCAUCCCUCACCAGCAACGCCACUGUGCGCGUUAUAGUAUUGGAUGUCAAUGAUAACACACCAGUCAUAACCGCACCACCUUUGGUAAAUGGAACCGCUGAGGUGUACAUCCCGAGAAAUGCAGGUGUGGGCUACCUGGUGACCGUAGUAAAAGCCGAUGACUAUGACGAGGGCGAAAAUGGACGAAUAACAUAUUCUAUUUCCGAAGGGGACAGGAGUUUCUUUGAGAUUGACCAGGUCAAUGGAGAAGUCCGGACCACUAGGACCUUUGGAGAGAACGCAAAGACUGCAUAUGAGUUGAUUGUGGUUGCCCACGACCACGGCAAGACGUCUCUGAGUGCCUCUGCCCUGAUCCUAAUCUAUCUCUCACCGGCGCUGGAUGCACAGGAGUCUAUAGGACCAGUAAAUUUGUCGCUGAUAUUCAUCAUUGCUCUGGGCUCCAUUGCUGCUAUUCUAUUUGUCACUAUGAUCUUCGUGGCAGUCAAGUGCAAAAGGGACAACAAGGAAAUCAGGACAUACAACUGCAGUUGUGUCUUUCUGCGCAGGGUGGCGGAGUACUCGUACGGCAGCCAGAAGAAAUCCAACAAGAAGAAGAAGAUCAGCAAGAACGACAUCCGUCUGGUCCCGCGCGACGUGGAGGAGACGGACAAGAUGAACGUGGUGAGUUGCUCCUCGCUGACCUCCUCGCUCAACUACUUCGACUACCACCAGCAGACCCUGCCGCUGGGGUGCCGGCGCACGGAAAGCACCUUCCUCAACGUGGAGAACCAGAAUUCUCGCAACGCUGCCCCCAACCACGGCUAUCAUCAAACCUUCACCGGCCAGGGCCCACAGCAGCAGCCUGACCUCAUCAUCAACGGCAUGCCACUGCCAGAGACUGAAAACUAUUCCAUUGAUUCCAGUUAUGUGAACAGCAGGGCUCACCUCAUUAAAAGCACUUCAACGUUCAAGGACUUGGAAGGGAACAGUCUCAAGGACAGUGGUCACGAAGAGAGUGACCAAACUGACAGCGAACAUGAUGUCCAGAGAGGGCUGUACGCUGAUACGGCCGUCAAUGAUGUACUAAAUAUGAGUGUGCCCUCCGCCGGCUCUCAGCUCCCCGACCAAGAUCCAAAUGAGACCUUUCACUGCCGGGAGGAAUGCCGGAUUCUCGGGCACUCAGACCGCUGCUGGAUGCCACGAGUCGGAGUACCAGCCCGAGCCAAAUCUCCGGAGCAUGGACGCAACAUCAUUGCCCUGUCCAUAGAGGCCACCACGGUGGACGUCCAGCCCUAUGAGGACUGUGGCACCAAAAGGACUUUUGCCACCUUCGGCAAGGACGGCUCUGAGCAUGGCCAGGAUCUGGAAAGGGGCGAGGUGAAAGUGAAAAGGACAGUUGACGUACCCAUCUGCAGCCCCAAGGCCAACGGGGCGAUCCGUGAGGCAGGGAACGGGCGAGAGGACGUGAGCCCCCUCACAUCCCCUGUGCACUUAAAGAGCCCCCUCUGCUCCAAGCCCCCAGCCUCUUACAGCACCCUGCACCGCCGCGACGCUGAGAGGAUCGCCAACCACAGCCUGCUGCGACAGCCCGAGGGGAAGGAUAGCGAGCCAUCGGUCAGGGAAAUCAACCAACUCCUUCACGACAGCAGAGACAAAGACUCACCAGGCGGGAAACGGCUCAAAGAUAUUGUUCUUUAAGAAGUGGAGGAAAUAAAAAGGUUCAAAACAAAUUAAACAUAAUUUACAGCGCACAUAAGGGUAUAUGCUUAUUUCCUGAAAGGAUUGAGUCGCUUACUCGAUAGGAGAUAAGCUUGGCUGGAAAGCAGGGGUGUCUUGGACUGAGGUCCGUUGUGGAUUUGUGUUCUAGCUGUUUGUUCGUUCACCGUCCUAGCAGAGGGAAGUGUAGGGUUGCUGUUUACCGUGUAACUUGCCAAAUCCUUACCCUUUGAUUCACCGGAGAGGGAGCAAACCACCUGAAGAGUUUACUCCUGUAAAAAUGGACACAAAUAGAAUCAUGCCUUUUUUUCUUUUUUUUUUUUUACUACUGGCACCAUAACAUUGUACUUUCAUUAUCUGCAGUCCUGUGCUGUGAGAAAAUUAAUAUUUGUGUGUUUUUUUUAAGGAGUCACCGGUGGCUACAGUGCUUUUAUAUUAUAAAAAAAAAUAAACCUAUCCUCAGUGUGUUCUCAUUUUACCCGAAGCUUCCCUUUGUAUGAUAACAGAACUUCUCCCUUGAUGUUUCCCUCAAGAUGAUACUCCCUCCUUCCUCACAAUCAAGAAGCUGUGGUGGAUGGUCUUUAUUUUUCACACUGAUGGAGCUGAACUUAACUGUCAGUUGUGGACACCUGUAGCCUAGGAAAUUUAUCUGUUUACCACCUUGAAGGAAAAGAAAUGACUCAAUUCUUGGAGUCUCCUGUCUCUGUUAGGGGCUUGGGGUGGGAAAGGGAGAUGUAUUGGGGCACAGUUUGUUAAUACUUGGGACCUAACUUCAUUUAAACUGCCUAUGGGACUUGGUAUAGAAAUGAUCAUCACUCACACGUCUUGCUGUAUGUAAAGCUCUGUAUAGAUUUUUUUUUUAAAUAACCAGUUGUUUUGUGACAAUCCCUUUAAUGUUUUCAAGUUUAAAAAAUAAACAGCAGGGGUGUUCAGCUGAAGCAAAAUUAGCGUUUUGUUACACAAACACACAGAGAAAAAAAAAAGAAAAGUAAAAAGUAUAUGCCAAAAUAUAUUUUAUAAAUAAUUUAAAAAAUCUAUGUAAAAUGUAAUGCUGUAUAGUUAUUUUAUUAGUAAGUUAUACUUGAAUUAACAGGCUUUUUAUUUUGUUGUUUGUUGUUUUUUUUAUUUGCAAAAAGAACAUGGACUCGAGUUUGAAAUGUUACCCCUGGCAACUGUUGAUUUGCAGUCUACCUUGUUGUAAAAAAAAGUUUCUUACUGGUCAAUUUCUUGUGCCAUCAAGUUUGUGAGCUGUGUGGGUAAAUACAGUACAUAGUUCAAUGCCUGGUACGUCAAUUAAAUUAGCUUGAAUAAAAAUGGAAGACAAACCAAAAAUGGAAAAAUGAGGGGAGAGUAAUUAAUCUUAAUAUUUAAGUAAAAAAAUAAAAAAAGUUGAAAACUAGCUUUGUGAACUGGGAAGACAGUCUAUACAUUUCUGCUACUCUGUGUAUGUAAGCCAAUGCUUAUAUCUGUGUUGAGAAUGCAUAGUCUUUUUGAUCUAGUAUGGUGAGUUUGUUGUCUUGCAAGGAGAGGUAGAGGGACCCAGUUGGGAGGCUGUGGGAAUCCAAAUUGGAAAUGAAAUAUCCCACAGCUAGUACUGUAGAUGCAGCUGAACUGAAGAGUGGGCUGUAUACCAGCAGCUGCUCUCUUCCCAUCUCUAAUGUGGUUUACCAGACAAAGGUGUUUUUUCUGUGGACUAUGAAAAACAAAAAUGCUGAAGCAAAGAGAGAAAAAAAAAACAUACAUGAAUAUUGAAGCUAUAUGUACUGGAUUAUUUGAAUUAGGAAACUGAUUUUAAAAAAUAAAUGGUACCAAUCAGUGGGUUUUCAGUUGCUUUGCAAUUUAAAACACAUUGAAAUAAACGCAGCAACAUUAGAAUUGAAAUGAAACAGUGCUCAAACCUGAAUGUUUACAGGUCUCACCAACAGCUUGUGGCAACAGGAACAUCAGAAUAAAAUAAUCACUGAAUGUAUACAGCCGCUUAUUAUUAAACUAUUAAAUGUUCUCCAUAUUGUAUCCUUGUCUUUUCCUUUUUUUAAGUGUGGGUUGCUCAUUUUGUAUGUCACCUACACCAGUUUUCGCUUUAGGGUGUGUGUGUGUGUGUGUGUGUGUGUGUGUGUGUGUGUGUGUGUGUGUGUGAUGGGAAUUAGUGCAUAUGUAAGCAUGGAACUUUUUUUUUUUGCGAUGAAUUUUAAUUUUAAUUUUCAACAAUACACCAUUCAACACGACAAUGAGGACAAUCCACAAAUUCAUGGAAAAACAAAACAAAAACAAUAAGAAAACAAAACAAACAACAAAAUAAAUGAAAAUUCCUGCAUUGAGGGGCACAGGUUUUAAGUUGCUCGGAGGUGGUUCUGCUGGUUUUCAGAGGAACAUGCUGUGAUUUGUAUAUGCUCUGUAUAUUUCUGCAUAUCCCCAUAACUAAUUAUUACUCUUCACAAGUUCCUUUCCAUCUCCCAAGUAGACAUGGAGCAUUAUAUAGCAUUACAUCUGAGGAAGGCUUGCAUUUGUCACAAUCCCAGUACUGUGUAUAGGUGUCAUCCUGUGUAAAGGAUACUUCAGCAUAAUUCUUAAGUUUAACGAAUCUAUAUGUUGAAUAAAGGAAUGCCAUCUUCAAUUGUGUGACUCAUUACAAGUCAAUCGGGUCCAGUUUAAUGAUCUAAACAGUGGAGGAUCGGAUACCUUGAACUUUAUACUAAUCCAGCUGGGGUUUCCCCUAUGAGGGAUGUAUUGACCUGCUUGUUAACAUGACUAGGUUUGUGAAAAUAAGUAUAACAAUCUACCAGUGUUUUAUAUAAUUAAAAUAGACCCCAAUAUGUUCUGUGUAGGGUGUCUCUUAUUGUACAGUAUAAGACAUGUCCUUGUAUUAAAACGUUAUUGUACAGCGGUACCUGUUCAGUUUCCACAGCCAACCUGUGGUGGUGUAUCUGGCAUUAUGGCACAUAUAUUCAAAUAUAAUUUUAUGAAUGGGUUAUGUACUGUAUGCUAGGUAACAUAGAUUAACCUGUAUUUAUUAAAAACAUUUAUAUUAAAGUUACAAUGUAACUUCACAUGUGGUAGUAUAGCUAGACUGUAGAUACCUUAACAAUAUAGAGCAUACGUGCAGCUGAAGUUCAGUUAUAAUAUGUAAUGGCACUUUAAAUACAGAGUUAGCGAAAACCACAUGGAAAUUCACUCAUUUCAGCUCUGCCUUAGAUAGGUUUGCAAUGCAUUGUGGGUGAAAAAGGAACAUGAAUGCCGUUAGUCAUUUAUCAUGAAGUGACUGCGAUUAGAAUAUAAGAACUUUCUGAUAUUCCCGGCUGCAUUUAUAAAUGACUAUCUAAAAUGAUUGAGAGGCAAUCUCUUAUGUAAACACUUCAAUUUAUACCAUACAUUGCUACUGUCAAGCACAAUGGGAGAGGAGCUAACACAGUAGACAGGUUACCCUGAUCAUUCAUGUCAGCACUUUGAUGCAGUUCAAUUUGUUAGUAUUGAUUUUUUGUUAAAAAGUCUAUUUUGUUUAUUUAAAAGGCUUGGUAUAACAUAAUAAAAUAAUAAACCAGUA
Molecule: messenger RNA, 8015 nt
Organism: Acipenser ruthenus (sterlet)
Lineage: Eukaryota; Metazoa; Chordata; Actinopteri; Acipenseriformes; Acipenseridae
Product: protocadherin-19
Exons: 5
Coding region: 1175-4456 (1093 amino acids)
Biological process (GO): homophilic cell-cell adhesion
Cellular component (GO): plasma membrane
Molecular function (GO): calcium ion binding
Source: RefSeq, a predicted model, not a curated record